This is a messenger RNA of Cyprinodon tularosa, 2261 nucleotides long. RefSeq names its product poly-U binding splicing factor a (gene puf60a). NCBI's taxonomy places the organism in Eukaryota, Metazoa, Chordata, Actinopteri, Cyprinodontiformes, Cyprinodontidae. The record is from RefSeq and is a predicted model, not a curated record. Bases 180 to 1775 code for a protein of 531 amino acids. The transcript has 11 exons. Gene Ontology annotation, biological process: regulation of alternative mRNA splicing, via spliceosome; alternative mRNA splicing, via spliceosome; mRNA splice site recognition. Gene Ontology annotation, molecular function: RNA binding. Gene Ontology annotation, cellular component: catalytic step 2 spliceosome; precatalytic spliceosome.
CUAAGGGGAAGUGACGUCAGUUGGAGCGGCGCUGUGUUCCGGGCUGUACACAGAUGCUUCUGUCCGAGGAACAUUGUUUGGGUUUUAUGUGCGGUUCGGUCAGAGGAAAGAAAGAAGCAGCACAGAAGAAGCUCCAGGAAUCCCAGACAAGAACCUGAGCGCAGGCAGAGGGAAGCUGCAUGGCAGCGGCGGUUACUGCGGGAGGGCCGUCUCUCAUCAUGGAGAACGGACAGACCGCUCUCUCCACCCCCACCCCCAAUGCUACAACCACGUCCACCACUAAGCUGGGGCUUCCUCCACUGACUCCCAACCAGCAGGAGGCGCUGCAGAAGGCCAAGAAGUAUGCAAUGGAGCAGAGCAUCAAGAGUGUUCUGGUAAAACAGACGCUUGUGCAGCAGCAGCAGCUCACCAGCUUACAGAUGGCUCCUCUGACCAUGGGUUUAGGAGAUGCUCUGUCUCCUCUGCAGUCGGUAGCUGCUCAGCGCCAGAGAGCCUUGGCCAUCAUGUGUCGGGUUUACGUGGGUUCAAUCUACUACGAGCUGGGUGAGGACACCAUCAGACAGGCUUUCGUCCCCUUUGGACCAAUCAAAAGCAUUGACAUGUCCUGGGACUCCGUCACCAUGAAGCACAAGGGUUUUGCCUUUGUGGAGUAUGAAGUACCUGAAGCGGCUCAGCUGGCGCUGGAACAGAUGAACUCUGUGGUCCUUGGAGGGAGGAACAUCAAGGUUGGGAGGCCCAGUAACAUUGGCCAGGCUCAGCCAAUCAUUGACCAGCUGGCGGAGGAAGCUCGUGCCUUCAACAGGAUCUAUGUGGCUUCGGUGCACCCGGACCUCUCGGACGAAGACAUCAAGAGUGUCUUCGAGGCCUUUGGGAGGAUCAAGUCAUGCAUGUUGGCCCGCGAGCCGACCACAGGACGCCACAAAGGCUAUGGCUUUAUUGAGUUUGACAAACCUCAGUCAGCCCAGGACGCUGUGGCCUCCAUGAACCUGUUUGACCUGGGGGGUCAGUAUCUGCGGGUGGGGAAAGCUGUGACUCCACCCAUGGCUCUCCUCACGCCGACGACUCCUGGAGGACUCCCAGCAGCAGCGGCCGUGGCUGCUGCUGCCGCUAACGCAAAGAUCACAGCUCAGGAUCCAGUUGGAGCCUCUCUCCUGGGGCCCCUGGCUGGACCGGCCCUUCUCUCUCAGCAGCUGGGCCUCCCUCAGGCCGUCAUGGCUGCCCAGGCCCCAGGCGUCAUCACAGGUGUAACCCCGGCGCGGCCUGGUCUGCCUCAGGUGGGGCUAGUGAACCCGGUGUUGGCCACACCCCCUUCAGUGACGGCGUCUCUGGGCAUCGAGCUGAAGAAGAAGGAGGAGCAGCAGCAGGAGGCGCAGCAGGACGGUGCCUCUGAGCCGCUAAGUGAACAGGAGCACAUGAGCAUCAGCGGCAGCAGCGCACGUCACAUGGUGAUGAGGAAGCUGCUCCGGAAGCAGGAGUCCACCGUCAUGGUCCUCAGGAACAUGGUGGGCCCCGACGACAUUGACGACGACCUGGAGGGUGAGGUGACAGAGGAGUGCGGGAAGUUCGGCGUGGUGAAGCGGGUCAUCAUCUACCAGGAGCGUCAGGGGGAGGAGGACGACGCCGAGGUCAUCGUUAAGAUCUUCGUGGAGUUCUCUGAGGCGGUUGAGAUGAACCGCGCCAUCCAGGCCCUGAACAAUCGCUGGUUUGGGGGGCGGAAGGUGGUGGCUGAGGUCUACGACCAGGAACGCUUUGAUAACGGUGACCUUUCAGCGUAGACUUUGGAUGACGCGUUCUGAAGGUGUCCAUCACCAUAGAACCACCUCCUUCAGAUCAGAACUAACGGACUGGACCCAGCUGCUGUUUCUUCCAGAACUAGUUUCUCCUCUUGGUUUCCCUCUGACAGAACCUUUCUUAGACCCACUGGACUUCUUCAAAGCUGGCGGUCACAGGUCGGUUUUAGAUCUGGGCCUUCUUGGGUUCUUGCUUCUGUUUAGAGACGAGCAGUAAACAAGCAGCUGCCACCCCAGUGGGGAUGAACCACUGAUCCAAAGAAGCUGCCACCCCAGUGGGGAUGACCCACUGAUCCAAAGCAGCUGCCAUCCCAUUGGGCCUUCUUUAGGUGGUUCUAGAGCUCAGCGAUCUUGGUCCAGUCAGAACAACCUAAAUGGAUUCUCAAAACUUAAUGAACAGAACCUUGUGGUGGGAAGUGUUCAGGCUGUGAAAAAAAUGUCAAUAAAUGUUUUCCAGGUGUUUCAACAGUA